Symbiodinium pilosum is the source of this 411-nucleotide messenger RNA. Lineage: Eukaryota; Dinophyceae; Suessiales; Symbiodiniaceae. The record is from the annotation of a GenBank genome assembly.
AUGGUUGAGUGCAGGACUUGCUGUCACCGCGCGGGUCGCGUGCCGCGCUGCGGAGACAGAUUCCCUUUCCAGCCGACGGCUGGUAGAAAAUCUUCAACGCAAGGUUGCCAGGCUAGAAGAAGAAAACCGUCAGCUUCAAGCGGAAGUCCUUGCAGCAAAGAGUGGUUUGCACACGGACGACGCCGAGCAGAUGUUCAAGAGCGUGGGCUUGUGAGGACGAUUUGCCUUUCCGAAGGCAGAUCUUCCUUUUCCACUGGCCUCACUUCGUCUGGUGCCUCCAGACCAAGGGCUCGAGUACAGAGAGGAGGAAGGCGAUUGGAUUUCCCUUUUCAGGAAUGCUGCCCCUUACAUUGCAGCUUUCAGGGGCGGUACGGUGGUGGUGCACCUACCGUCGUUCAUGCUGGAGGAUGA